Messenger RNA from Setaria italica (foxtail millet), 3159 nucleotides. Its product is annotated as wall-associated receptor kinase 3. Bases 56 to 2920 code for a protein of 954 amino acids. Gene Ontology annotation, biological process: protein phosphorylation; cell surface receptor signaling pathway. The record is from RefSeq and is a predicted model, not a curated record. Lineage: Eukaryota; Viridiplantae; Streptophyta; Magnoliopsida; Poales; Poaceae. Gene Ontology annotation, cellular component: plasma membrane. The transcript has 4 exons. Gene Ontology annotation, molecular function: protein serine/threonine kinase activity; ATP binding; polysaccharide binding.
UAACCCGGAACACCAACACCAAAUUUUACUCGCAGACAAGCUGAUUAGCGUAACGAUGAGGUCGGCCAGAGUGAUGGUUUGCGCCAUGGCUUUCGUUCUGGCGUGCUUGGCAGCCAUGCUGCCUGCAUCCGCAGCCUUGGGAGAAGGAGGGAUACUGUAUAUCCCGUCCGCCGCCUCUGUAGCUCACUGCCCCUCCAGCUGCGGGGACGUCAAUAUCUCCUACCCCUUUGGCAUAGGGGCGGGCUGCUUCCGGCAGGGCUUCGAGGUUACCUGCGACAACACCACUCAGCCUCCAAAGCUGCUUCUGAUGAGGAACAGCACAAUAACUGAGAUCACUGAGAUAUAUGAUAAUGGGUUUGUUGAGGUCCCUAUGUUCUUCAACAGUUCCUUUGGACCAGGUAGGAACAAUAUGCCUUGGGAGUGGGAGGCUCCCGCUAAGGGUAUUACUAUUACCGAAGAUAACAAUUUCUUUGUCCUUGGAUGUGACUUUGAUGUCAACUUGUUCGAUUAUGAGAGAAACCCUGUCGGCUCCUGCAUGAAUAGGUGCCACGGGGAGGUAGUGCCAACUCGAGGGUCUUGCAACGGGAUUGGUUGCUGUUUCAUCAGUUUACGGAAUGCCAUGUCAGGCUUUCAGGCAACAUUUUCUCGGGCUGAUGGUAUGGCAGGACAAUCAUCAGGUUCUAUGUACCCUCGCAUCAUGGCUUUCAUAUCUGAUUCCGGUGACAUAAAUAACGUGACUAACCUUUUAUUGGGUUGGACAAACACAAGCAAGAUCGAUGGUGCUUAUGUUGACGUUGCCAUCACGGAUCAACCAAGCUGCGAAAGCGCGCGAAUGAACAACGCAAGUUAUGCUUGUGCCACCAACAGCAUUUGUAGAAAUGCCUCAUCAUAUGGGGGUUACCACUGUUACUGCUCCGGUUUUUCUUAUUCCUUCGGUGUUUCCGUCCUGGGGGGCGAUCCUUACCUUUAUGGAGUCAGUUUUUUGUCCGACCACGACGGCAAUAAUAAUCCUUACCUUUUCGAAGGUUGCAUGCAAGAUUAUAACCCCGAGCCUAAAGAACACUGCCGGAGGUCAUGUGGAAACAUGAACAUUUCCUUCCCUUUUGGGCUCGAAGAAGGUUGUUUUGGAAACAAAAAGUUCCGACUUAAUUGUACAACAGCAAAUGACACGCUUUUUAGCACAGGAGAUACACAGUACCGCGUGACUGGUGUCUCAGUAGAAGAUGGAACUUUGACUGUAACAAACAUGCUAAGCAAUGCGAGCACUGAAAAAGAAGUGAUAAUAGUUUCGACUCACGAGAGUGGAGGUAUGGACGUCUUCAACGGCCCCGUGGAAGAUGAAUUUGAUUUUUCUAUGGAAAAUGACAUUGUCCUAAGAUGGGUGGUUACCAAUUCAACUUGUCAACAAGCUUUGCGGAAUAUAACUAAGUAUGCAUGCCAGAGCGUAAACAGUGAUUGCCUACACGUAACCCAUGGGAAAAUGUUUAUGGGGUAUCGUUGCAAUUGUUCUUCUGGCUUCGAAGGAAAUCCAUACAUACAGGACGGCUGCACAGAUAUUGAUGAAUGCUUACGGCCAAGCUACUGCAAUGGUACAUGUCAAAACUUUCCUGGGACUUAUAAGUGCACACUGUGCCCUCAUAAUAAAGUAUUUGAUUCAAGAAUGAAGCGGUGUGUUACACCAGCUAAGCAACGAAAUCUUCUUUUGGGUAUUGCAAUUGGAAUUGGAAUCGGUUGUGGCAUUGGCUCCAUAAUUAUUGCAUUGGGUGUAAUCGUACUUGCCAAUAAGUGGAAAAGGGGCAUCCAAAAGAGAAUCAGAAGAGCACACUUCAAGAAAAAUCAAGGCCUGCUAUUGGAGCAAUUGAUUUCUGAUGAAAGCACCAGAAGGAAAACUAAAAUAUUCUCAUUGGAGGAACUAGAGGAGGCAACAAACAACUUUGAUGCUACUCGUGUUCUUGGUCGUGGAGGACAUGGCACAGUUUAUAAAGGGAUUCUAUUAGACCAACGUGUGGUGGCCAUAAAAAAAUCCAAAAUUGUGGAGCAAAUAGAGAUCGACCAGUUUAUCAAUGAGGUUGUCAUUUUGUCUCAAAUCAUCCAUCGCAAUGUGGUGAAACUGCUUGGUUGCUGCCUCGAAGAUGAGGUUCCCAUGCUUGUCUAUGAGUUCAUUUCAAAUGGCACCCUGUAUGAACUUCUUCACUCUGAUACUACAGUAAAAUGCUUGCUUUCAUGGGAUGAUCGCAUUAGGAUUGCAAUGGAAGCAGCAGGAGCACUUGCUUAUCUACACUCAGCUGCUACAAUACCAAUUUUUCACAGAGAUGUUAAGUCUUCAAAUAUACUCUUGGAUGACAACUUCACCACAAAGGUCUCAGACUUUGGUGCUUCAAGAUCUCUUUCGCUUGAUGAGACUCAUGUGGUUACGAUUGUCCAAGGUACAUUUGGCUACUUGGACCCAGAGUACUAUCAUACUGGUCAGCUUACUGAAAAGAGUGAUGUAUAUAGUUUUGGAGUAAUACUUGUUGAACUUUUGAUAAGGAAGAAGCCAAUUUUUAUCAAUGAUUUAGGUGCUAAACAAAACCUAUCACAUUACUUCAUUGAAGGACUUCAUGCAGGGUCCCUUGUAGAAAUACUGAAUAAACAAGUUGUGGAAGAGGCAGACCAGGAAGAGAUUAAUGAAAUCGCCUCACUUACAGAAGCAUGCUUAAGGGUCAAAGGAGGAGACAGACCAACUAUGAAAGAAGUAGAUAUGAGGUUGCAAUUUUUAAGAACAAAGAGACUUAGAAAAGGUUUAGCUAAAAAAGAUGCAGAUAUUGAGCCUUUGUUAUGCCCACAAGAUAAGAACUUAUAUGGGCAUAUCGAUCUUGUCAAUGCUGGGAGCUCUGGGUGCUACAGUUUGGAGCAAGAAUUUGCAUCUUUGCCACGCUAAUUACAUUUGUGCAAGAUACCGGUCGAUGGCUUGCUUGGAUGUUGAAUAUAAUGCAUCUGAGGUAUGAUGUAUUUUAUUGAAGAUUCACAUUAUAUUAGUUUCCUUUCGAUGAUACUAUAUCACAUAGAUGCAUUUCACGUGUACAAUAUAUUGUAGACCGCGACUGUUGUAUACUUUUUAUAUUUGUACAUAAGUCACUGUACUAAAGAUAAGCUUGUAUAAGAAAAUUGUUGUGGUUA